AUGUCUGGAAACAACGGAUCUGAAGUAGAAACAGACGACCUCGGACCAUACUUCACUGAAAGGAACGGAAGAAUAUUUCACUCUAGCCUCACAUCACCCUACCCUCUCCCCUCGGAUCCAGACGAAAACGAGCGUCUCGACGAACAACAUGAAAUUCUCAGAACACUUCUCGGGGGGAACUACGUUGGUCCAAUUGACGACGUGUUGACUCCCGACCCUGACAGGGAAAAGAUUGUUAUUGACGUGGGUACGGGAAUGGGUCAAUGGUGUUUUGAAAUGGGUCAGGCCUUCCCACAUGUCGAGUUUUAUGGCCUCGACAUAGCACUGGCAGUACCCAUUGCGCCGCGGGAAGAUUUGCCGCCUAACGUCCACUUUGAAAUACACGACAUAAACCAACAGACCAGGUUUGCUGACCGCUCUGUUGACGUUGUUCACGCUCGUGCGGCAUCCAUGACGGUUACAGAUUUUAACGUUAUCAUUAGAGAGGCUGCCAGGAUACUUGUACAAGGAGGCAUGUUUCUCUCUGGAGAAUGGGGAAGAUUUCCAGCAUUUCAUCCCGAUAUCUACGACGCCGUGCCGACUCAAAAUGCACCGAACCUCACAAGGUUCUAUGACGUUCUUAACGAAUCAUUACAAAAUCAACGAGGGCUUGGUAUCGUCGCUCGACUCGUUCCACAGAUGAUUCAUGCGAGUAACAGUUUUGGGGAUGUGACAACGCGUCCAUUCUAUGUACCAAUCGGACGUUGGCAAGGGGACGAAGCCUUGAGCGAAAUAGGACGGAGAUUUAGAAGGUGUGUCAGAAAGUAUAUGGAGUCUUGUCGUGGGAUACUCUUGGAAGCAGGAUACAGUAGCGAAGAUAUCAAUGCCCUUUGUGCGCAUGCAUGGGAUGAUGUGCGGAACUUGAGAGGGCUGAUAUCUAUCUAUUAUACGGCGUAUGCUCCCAGGUUGUAA
Molecule: messenger RNA, 951 nt
Organism: Marasmius oreades (fairy-ring Marasmius)
Lineage: Eukaryota; Fungi; Basidiomycota; Agaricomycetes; Agaricales; Marasmiaceae
Exons: 5
Coding region: 1-951 (316 amino acids)
Source: RefSeq, a predicted model, not a curated record